CCUCCAGCCCACACACAUGGCCUGCUACGACCUCUGCCGCCCCUGCGGACCCACCCCGCUGGCUAACAGCUGCAACGAGCCCUGUGUCAGGCAGUGCGAGGAGUCCCGCGUCGUCAUCCAGCCUCCCGCCGUGCUGGUCACCCUGCCAGGACCCAUCCUCAGCUCCUUCCCCCAGAGCACCGCCGUCGGCUCCUCCUCAUCGGCUGCCGUGGGCAACGUCCUCGGCUCCCAGGGAGUGCCCGUCUCUUCCGGCCGCUUCGGCUACGGCUACGGCUUUGGAGGCCUGGGCUGCUACGGCGGCGGAAGGGGCUGCUACCCCUGCUAAGGGCCCUGCCCACCACCCCUGACACCAACCAA
Molecule: messenger RNA, 357 nt
Organism: Phalacrocorax carbo (great cormorant)
Lineage: Eukaryota; Metazoa; Chordata; Aves; Suliformes; Phalacrocoracidae
Source: RefSeq, a predicted model, not a curated record